Truncatella angustata is the source of this 5091-nucleotide messenger RNA. RefSeq names its product Nup93/Nic96-domain-containing protein. Gene Ontology annotation, molecular function: structural constituent of nuclear pore; phosphotransferase activity, alcohol group as acceptor; kinase activity. Gene Ontology annotation, cellular component: nuclear pore. Lineage: Eukaryota; Fungi; Ascomycota; Sordariomycetes; Amphisphaeriales; Sporocadaceae. The transcript has 7 exons. Gene Ontology annotation, biological process: carbohydrate metabolic process; poly(A)+ mRNA export from nucleus; protein import into nucleus. Bases 1 to 5091 code for a protein of 1696 amino acids. The record is from RefSeq and is a predicted model, not a curated record.
AUGGCAAUUGACAUAAUAACCCAGGAUCACUUUAUCGGCAUAGACGUGGGCACUGGUUCUGCCCGUGCCUGUCUCAUCGACGCAAGCGGUGACAUAAAAGCACUUGCUACAGAGCCAAUCAAGCUGUGGCAGCCUCAGACCGGCUACUAUGAACAAUCUACCACAGAUAUCUGGCGCUGCAUCUGCUCCUGCGUGCACAAAGUAGUCCACCAGUCCAACAUCGACCCGAGCACCAUCAAGGGCAUUGGCUUCGACGCAACUUGCUCUCUGUCGGUGUUCUCCCAUGACACUGACGAGCCCGUCACUGUUACGGGCCCCAACUUCGAGGACGAUGGCAACGCGCGAAACGUCAUCCUAUGGCUGGACCACCGACCAGUUGAAGAGACAGAGAAGAUUAAUGCUACUGGCCAUAACCUGUUGCGAUAUGUGGGAGGCACGAUGAGCAUUGAGAUGGAGAUUCCCAAGGUCCUAUGGCUCAAGAACAACAUGCCUCCCGAGCUGUUCGACCGUUGCAAAUUCUAUGACUUGGCGGAUGCUCUGACACAUCUUGCCACUGGCAAUGAGACGAGAAGCUACUGCAGCACUGUCUGUAAGCAGGGUUUCGUGCCUGUCGGCGUUGACGGCAGUGUCAAGGGUUGGCAAGAGGAUUUCUACGAGACAAUUGGCCUAGGCGACUUGGUUAAGGAUGACUUCAAGCGCAUGGGCGGCGUCGACGGGGUGAACGGAAAAUAUGCCAGCGCCGGUGAGCUCGUUGGCACCUUGUCGGAAAAAGCAGGGCGGGAGCUGGGUCUUCCAGCUGGCAUCGCCGUUGGCAGUGGCGUUAUUGAUGCAUAUGCUGGUUGGAUCGGUACGGUGGGCGCCAAGGUUGACACGCAGUACGGUCACGCCGACGAGACACAUGCUGCAAACGACAUAUCGCAAGCAUUCACUCGGCUGGCUGCCGUGGCCGGUACUUCGACUUGUCACCUCGCCAUGUCGGAAAAGCCCGUAUUUGUCAAUGGUGUAUGGGGUCCUUACCGAGAUGUUCUUCUACCCGACUACUGGAUGGCGGAGGGAGGACAGUCUGCCACGGGUGAACUCCUGAGACAUGUUAUCGAGACCCACCCAGCUAACUCUAAUGCCGUGACGUUGGCCGAGGCCACGCAGAAGAACAUCUACGAGUAUCUGAAUGACCACCUAUCGGAGCUGGCAGAGAAGCAAGGCGCCCCUUCGGUAUCGUAUCUCGGACGGCAUUUCUUCUUCUAUGGGGAUCUUUGGGGCAACCGUUCGCCAGUGGCCGACCCGAAUAUGAAGGGAUCGGUGAUUGGGUUGAGCUCAGACUCUUCCCUAGACGGCUUGGCAUUGUACUACUACGCGACCAUGGAGUUCAUUGCGCUGCAAACCAGGCAAAUCGUGGAAGCUAUGAACAAGUCUGGGCAUAGCAUUUCAACGAUUUUCAUGUCGGGAUCUCAAUGCCAGAACCCGCUGCUGAUGGACCUCAUCGCGACGGCUUGUGACAUGCCGGUGCUGAUCCCACGCUACGUACAUGCCGCAGUGGUACAUGGGGCGGCCAUGCUCGGAGCCAAGGCAGCAAGCGCGGAUUCCGAGGGUAAGACAGAAAACCUGUGGUCUAUCAUGGAUCGCAUGAGCAAGCCCGGCCGGUUGGUCAAACCCGGGACAGACGGUGGUGAGAAGAAACUGCUGGGUGCCAAGUACGAGGUCUUCUUGGAGCAAUGCCGGACACAACAGGAGUACCGCAAGAAGAUUCUCUUCGGCAAUUCGGCCGCCGCCCCCAGCACCGGUGGUGGCCUUUUUGGCAACGCGAGCCCGAACCCGAACCAAAACAAUACAGCUACCGCACCAGCAGCACCCGCUUCGGGAGGCCUAUUCGGUGGGCUGUUGGGUGGAAACAAGCCUGCUGGCUCCGGUGGCCUCUUUGGUGGUGCUCCGACGACCACCACGCCCGCACCUGCCAUGGGCGGUCUGUUCGGCGCGCCAAACACUUCAAACACCCAGUCGAACCCUGGCAAUACAAGCAGUCCUUUUGGCGGAGCACUGAACUUGAACACUGCUGGAAACACAAACACAAACACAAGCACCGGGGGCGGGUUGUUUGGAAACAACAACCCUGCCGCCCAGCCGCCGGCAGGCACAAGCUUGUUGGGCGGGCUAGGCACACAGAACAACCCAGCUAGUUUGCUCGGCCUCGGUGCAUCGCAAGCGAAUCGCAAUGCACAAUCACAAGCUGCCCCCAUGGGCUAUUUCGACAGCCUGCUCGCUAAGAGCAAGAAGCAGGCCAACGGCGAAGCUCCCAGCGACGACCUCCCUACUCUUCAGCUAGGUUUGGGCGACUUGAGACAGAAGCUUAGGAAACUCGGCCCGCGCGGCCAAGAUCCCCUCCAGAGCGCCAGGGCUCAGUAUACCCUCGCUGCCUCCGGCAUGGACCCGGGUGCUGCUGUCAGAGAUCUCAACUACUUUGACAUCCAAGCUGGUCGUGUCGAGCGUCCUGUUACUGGCCCUGCCGAGAUCGACGUCGACACAUACCUGGCCAAUUUACAACAAAAGACCACCCUCGCCAUGAUCGCAGACGGUCUAGAGCGAUCGGUCAGGGACUUCGACAACUUCCUCGAGGACAACGUCACGGAAGAAUGGGAGGCACAGCGGAAACGAAUCUACGAGCACUUCGGCAUCAAGCCCAGAGACAGCCCUGCAGAUGCCCCGGGUGCGCCGAGGGAGUCUCUAGGAGGGUUUGGGCGGUCUAAAAGAGGCAAGGGUGGAAAAUCGAUUGCUGGUGGUGAGAAGAGCAGUGUUUUCGGCCGCUCUAACCUGCAAAAGUCUGUCAUUGGUGCACCUAGCAAGAUUGGUUCGCAUCAAGCUGAUUUCACCGAUGUGGAGAGCCAAAACACCAAGCCCUCGAUGAACGGAGCCGGAUCGAUGGACGAUAGAUUUGUACGGGAGAAGCAGAGCAAGCUGGCUGAGCGAAUUCGAGAGCUCAACAACGCGCGAUUGAACCAAAGGCCGUUCCCCUUGCUGUACGAGCUCGGCGAAGUCGAAAAUGCUUCUGGCGACCGCCAUGCUCAAAACUUGGUUGAUGCAUACCAUGCUGUCAUGUCCAUGGUUGGAGAGAACCCUGAGGCGGAGUCGUUUGCGCAGAACUCGACGGCCAAGGAAAGGCAAUUCCAGAAAUUGUACUUGGACUUGCAAAGCAAUUCUGCAAACUCGAUCCAGUGGCGCAAGAGGGUGCUGAAGGGCUCCAACGAGUUCUUGGAGAAGAAGUUCUUCAACGAAGUCGAGGCCCUCAUUACGAAAUAUCCUCGCGAGGCUAAUCUAGGCGGUCGUCCUGACGUGGUUAGCAAGAUCAAGGCAUACGUGCGGUUGCGGCACAACCGUAAGGAUCUCGUCCCGGACAACACCCAGCUCCAAGAGGUGAACAAGGAAUAUGUGUGGGCCUUGGUUUACUACCUUUUGCGAUCCGGCCAUGUGACGGAGGCGGCCGAAUACGUAAAGGAGCAUGCCACCAUCUUCCGCAGCAUCGACCGCACGUUUUCAUCAUAUCUUUUAGAGUAUGCGUCAAGCGAUGACCGCCGUCUCAGGCGGCAACUUCAGGAGCGGUGCAACAACGAGUACACUCAGCGCGUUCGCAACGCCCCCGAGAACAGCAUUGACCCCUUCCGAAUGGCCUGCUACAAGAUUGUUGGCCGUUGCGAGGUUGCCAACCGCAACCUGGAGGGUUUGAACACGGACAUCUACGACUGGAUAUGGCUGCAGUUCAACCUUGCCCGGGAGAACGACAAGUUGACCGAGAUGGCCGGAGAGUCCUACACGCUCAAGGAUCUUCAAGACACCAUUCGAGAAAUCGUUCUCAAACACUUCCCCAAGUCCCCUGCCGAUGAUACUAACGGUCAAUUCGGCAUGUCUUUCUUCCUCCAAGUCUUGGCUGGCAUGUUCGAGCAAGCGAUAUCAUAUCUCUAUCCUUUCUCCUAUGUGGAUGCCAUCCAUUUCGCCAUCGGUUUGGAGUUCUACGGUCUGCUACGUCCUUCCGACUCCUGGGGCAAUGCCAACGAGCUGCUCACCUAUGACACCCGGCAGCAGCCACAAAUUAGCUUUGGGCGGAUGCUUGGGUAUUACACCAGAGACUUCCGAGCCGCUGAUGUGGCUUCAGCUGUUGACUAUUUCACGCUGAUCUGCCUCAAUGCCGACCUGGAGGGAGAGGCUGGAAGAUCUCAAGUCGAGCUGUGCCACUUGGCACUUCGCGAGCUUGUUCUCGAGACGCGCGAGUUCAGCAAGCUGAUUGGUGAUAUCCGACCUGACGGACACCGAAUUACUGGACUCAUCGAGGAGCGCGGCCCUCUCAUCGGUCUGCGAGAAGAGGACGACUUCAUCAAGGCUGUGACGUUGCAGGCGGCCAGGUUCGCGGACGAGAAUGGCAGGACUACGGAUGCCGUGCUCCUGUACCACCUCGCAGGCGACUAUGACAGCGUUGUCACCAUUGUCAGUCGUGCGCUCAGCGAGGCCAUCUCACUCGACAUUGGAGAAGACCCUAUGCGUCUCCAGCCCGUCAAGCCUAGGGCAGGUGGCAAGGACGGCGAGGGUCCGCCCAGAAGCAGCCUCAGUUUGGCUUCUAUCGACGACCCGAUCGACCUUGCUAGGACGAUGAUGUCCAUGUACGAGAAGGAUGCCAUGUUUUACACCAGAAUCCAGGACCAGAACAGAAGUGCAUGCCAUCUUCUGCUGCAAAUGAGCGAGAUCAAGGGCAUGGUUGAGGCUAACCAGUGGCCAGAAAGCCUAGACAAAAUCCAAGCACUUGACAUCCUGCCGCUGGAUGCACGUGGAGACCCUAGCACGAUCCGGCACUACGCAUCCAGGUUUGGUGGCUUGUCACAGCCGGUUGCCAUCAAUGUGCCCAACCUGUUGAUGUGGACGAUUACGUGCUGCAUGAACCAAAAGGAGCGACUUCUGAGUGGACAGUACAGCGGUAACGAGGGAACUCGACGCAUCAUGGUCGACAACCUCAAGCAGAUCAGCAUGGACUUGACGACGUACACUAGUCAGCUGAAGUACAGGUUCCCGCCGCAUCUGCACCAGGCUCUUGCAAGGGCUUCUGCUGACUAG